Molecule: messenger RNA, 2698 nt
Organism: Doryrhamphus excisus (bluestripe pipefish)
Lineage: Eukaryota; Metazoa; Chordata; Actinopteri; Syngnathiformes; Syngnathidae
Gene: vps26a
Product: VPS26, retromer complex component A
Biological process (GO): intracellular protein transport
Source: RefSeq, a predicted model, not a curated record
AGCAGCUACGCCCUGCCAACAUCACAUGGCUCUUGUCACGUGACCACCCUCCCUCCUUCCCUCCCUCCUUGAUACCGCGUCCUGGUUCACGCGCACGAGCUUCAUCGGAGAGAGGCUAGCUGUUAGCUUCCAGUGUCUAGACAGCCAACAUGAGUUUCCUGGGAGGUUUGUUCGGGCCUGUGUGUGAAAUAGAUGUCCUGCUCAACGAUGCCGAAAGCCGUAAGACGGCUGAAGUGAAGACAGAAGAUGGCAAAUUGGAGAAACAUUAUCUGUUUUACGAUGGAGAAUCUGUGUCCGGAAAGGUGAAUCUAAAUGUGAAGCAGGGAGGAAAACGACUAGAGCACCAGGGCAUCCGCAUAGAGUUUGUUGGACAGAUUGAGCUCUUCUCCGACAAAAGCAACACCCACGAGUUUGUGGAUUUGGUGAAAGAGUUGGCGCUGCCUGGAGAGCUCACCCAGAACAGGAGCUACGACUUUGAGUUCAUGCAGGUGGAGAAGCCCUAUGAGUCCUAUACUGGAGCUAACGUCAGGCUAAGAUAUUUUCUCAGGGUGACAAUAGUGCGUCGACUGUCAGACCUGGUGAAGGAGUACGAGCUGAUUGUCCACCAGUUAGCCACCUACCCAGACAUCAACAACUCCAUCAAGAUGGAAGUUGGCAUAGAAGAUUGUCUUCACAUCGAGUUUGAAUACAAUAAAUCCAAGUACCACCUGAAGGAUGUCAUUGUUGGAAAGAUUUACUUCCUGCUGGUCAGGAUUAAGAUCCAACACAUGGAGCUGCAGCUCAUUAAGAAGGAGAUAACAGGCAUAGGUCCCAGUACAACCACCGAGACAGAAACUGUUGCUAAGUACGAGAUCAUGGAUGGAGCCCCGGUUAAAGGGGAAUCAAUUCCCAUCAGACUGUUUCUGGCAGGGUACGACUUGACACCCACCAUGAGAGAUGUCAACAAGAAAUUCUCUGUACGCUACUUCUUGAAUCUGGUGCUUGUGGAUGAAGAAGACAGGCGAUACUUUAAACAGCAGGAGGUCGUUUUGUGGAGGAAAGCCCCAGAGAAGUUGAGAAAACGAAACUUCCACCAGCGUUAUGAGUCUCCUGAUCCCCGAACUCAGCCUAGUGCGGAGCAGCCAGAGAUGUGAGGGCGAGUGAGGCCAUGAACUGAAAAACAAACACCACAUACCAACUCUUCACUGCUGAGCAGCCAGAGGUGUGAGGGCUAACCCACUCUCUUCGUGGACUACACACACACACACACACACACACACACACACACACACACACACACACACAUAUAUGUGACAUCUUCCUUAGCCCAUCACAAAUGUGAGCUGUGCUUCCACCGUCACAGCACUGAAACGUUUGGACGCAUGAGCACACUUAAUCUGCUGAGUGCCUGAUGUCAAGCAGUGAGACAGCGUUUGAUCUUGAAGGCACAAAACCACACACAAUAUAAAGCUGAACUGUGUUUGUAGGAGCAAAGAAGAAAAACAAGACAGGGUUAUUGGCAACUGCUUACACCUUUUUGGAAGAGGAGGUUUUUGUUUUAGUAACACUCCUACAUAAUUAUGUUGUUUUUUGCAAUUUGGCUGGACACACAGACAUAUAAGUCAUUCUUUCCUCAGAUGUUGGCUAAAUUUGGACUUGAGAAACAAACGCAUCUGAUCAUUUGUUUUUAAACCUGUAUUUUGUUUCCUGUUUUGGGACAAGAAAAACGCCAACCUCCUUUUCAAAUGAAUGUUCUGUAAGUUAGCGAUUCUUUCCAGAUUGAUACAUUUCUGGUUUUCAAUUGUUUUUUUUAUGCAGUUUCCACAGUUUAGGUGUCUGUGAGGUUAAUUUUCUGGAGUUUGUCUCUUGUCUUAUUGUGUUAUACCACGAUAUCUGUUGGUGAUGGAAGUCCAUGGAUUACUUGUCAUCAAUCGUAUUUCAGGAACAUGUGUCAAGAUUGUACAACUUGCACUCCAUCUGUUGUCACCGUAGGCAUGGUUCUAUCAGGUUUACUUUCCAACAAUGUGUGUCUGUCUAUUCAUGUAAUAAUUCUAACCAAUCUUCUGUUGCAAGCACUGGAAGCAAUGCAGUUCCUCACAAUGUCACUGUGAUGCUUUAAGACAUUUGAACGGUUAUGCGAUGUCACCAAACGUAUGUGUUGGUAAAUGAGCCCAUGAGCUUCGACCUGCAGCCUGUGUUGCACUUUUAUGCCUUAAAAGCUGCACAUAAACUAAAAGGAAAUACUGUAUGCUACAAGCAUGAAUCCUCAGAGGUCCACUUUAUCCACAGUUGGGAACUAAAUUAAAUGAAAAAUGUUUUCAUUUAAAACACUAAUAAUAUAUGAUGUGUUUUUGUCCCAUUUUCAUGUGCAAAUUGUGACUCGACGUUCAUUUCAUAAAAGCACCUGGAUCCACCACUGAACAUCCGUCUUCUCAGCUCAAUGAAUGUUACUUCUAUUGUAUCUUAAUUUGGGCACCAUUUAUGUACAAGAAAUAUUUAAUUUUUUCCUUCCUGCCAUACACAAUGUCUUUCUAAUCAUGUUGGAUUUGUUCUUUCAAGUACUGUAACUGCAAAGGUGAUGAAACAGAUGUUUUGCAUGUUUAUCUUUUUACAAUGACACACCGUAUCAAAAAUAUUUUGUGUGUAUGUAUAUACAAGGAACCCUUAAAUAGAGCAAGAAAAUUGAUCAUGAAUAAAGGAAAUUUAUAUUGACAAAUAA